Pan troglodytes (chimpanzee) is the source of this 3687-nucleotide messenger RNA. RefSeq names its product syntaxin 4 (gene STX4). Gene Ontology annotation, cellular component: SNARE complex; plasma membrane; endomembrane system. The coding region runs from base 571 to 1464 and encodes 297 amino acids. Gene Ontology annotation, molecular function: SNAP receptor activity; SNARE binding. The transcript is spliced from 13 exons. The record is from RefSeq and is a predicted model, not a curated record. Gene Ontology annotation, biological process: exocytosis; vesicle fusion; intracellular protein transport. NCBI's taxonomy places the organism in Eukaryota, Metazoa, Chordata, Mammalia, Primates, Hominidae.
GGGACACGUGACAGUCACAGGGUCACAUUCUGCGGUCCACGAGUUUGGGACCGGGCUGGUCACGUGACGCGGUGGGGGCACCAUGGGGUGAUGUGAGAUGCGGGUGUCUCGGAUUACGUACAAAUGACGUAUUCCUACCCCUUUUGGCAACCACAUCUCCGUUGGAAGAUGCAACGGUUCCGGUGACGGUAGCAAGUUCUCGCGUCCAGGCAUCUCCGCUUCCGCUCGGGGCGCAACAACUUCCGACUCCACCUUCCCAGCCUCGGGCAAGGAAGAGACGCGACCAUGUGCGCAUGCCCCGAAUUUAUCACGGAGGGGCGGGGCUGAGGCUGCGGGAGCUGGAGGGGGGAAGAAAAGGGAAUUCCAACCUGUGGAACCUUGGGGGGUCCCCGGGGUCGGCGCCUUCCCAUUGACUGUGGGCGGUGCAAGGGACGGAGCCUCUGGCGGCUCGUGGGGGUGUUGGGGUCCGCAGGGGGAGGGAGGGGAGUGUCAGAGUGUGAGCGGGGUACGGGAAUUCCAAAUUUGAGGGCCUCCCGGCUCUGGCGCCGGGGAGGGAGAGCUCAGGCCGCCAUGCGGGACAGGACCCACGAGCUGAGACAGGGGGAUGACAGCUCGGACGAAGAGGACAAGGAGCGGGUCGCGCUGGUGGUGCACCCGGGCACGGCACGGCUGGGGAGCCCGGACGAGGAGUUCUUCCACAAGGUCCGGACAAUUCGGCAGACUAUUGUCAAACUGGGGAAUAAAGUCCAGGAGUUGGAGAAACAGCAGGUCACCAUCCUGGCCACGCCCCUUCCCGAGGAGAGCAUGAAGCAGGAGCUGCAGAACCUGCGCGAUGAGAUCAAACAGCUGGGGAGGGAGAUCCGCCUGCAGCUGAAGGCCAUAGAGCCCCAGAAGGAGGAAGCUGAUGAGAACUAUAACUCCGUCAACACAAGAAUGAGAAAAACCCAGCAUGGGGUCCUGUCCCAGCAAUUCGUGGAGCUCAUCAACAAGUGCAAUUCAAUGCAGUCCGAAUACCGGGAGAAGAACGUGGAGCGGAUCCGGAGGCAGCUGAAGAUCACCAAUGCUGGGAUGGUGUCUGAUGAGGAGUUGGAGCAGAUGCUGGACAGUGGGCAAAGCGAGGUGUUUGUGUCCAAUAUCCUGAAGGACACGCAGGUGACUCGACAGGCCUUAAAUGAGAUCUCGGCCCGGCACAGUGAGAUCCAGCAGCUUGAACGCAGUAUUCGUGAGCUGCACGACAUAUUCACUUUUCUGGCUACCGAAGUGGAGAUGCAGGGGGAGAUGAUCAAUCGGAUUGAGAAGAACAUCCUGAGCUCAGCGGACUACGUGGAACGUGGGCAGGAGCACGUCAAGACGGCCCUGGAGAACCAGAAGAAGGCGAGGAAGAAGAAAGUCUUGAUUGCCAUCUGUGUGUCCAUCACCGUCGUCCUCCUAGCAGUCAUCAUUGGCGUCACGGUGGUUGGAUAAUGUCGCACAUUGUUGGCACUAGGAGCACCAGGGACCCAGGGCCUGGCCUUCUCUCCCAGCAGCCUGGGGGGCAGGGCAGAGCCUCCAGUCGGACCCCUUCCUCACACUGGCCCCUAUGCAGAAGGGCAGACAGUUCUUCUGGGGUUGGCAGCUGCUAAUUCAUGGUGGCCGCCUCCUUCAGGCCUCAAUGCCUGGGGGAGGCCUGCACUGUCCUGAUUGGCCGGGACACACGGUUUUGUAAAAAAUUAAAAAACAAAAAAAGAGCAUAGAAAGCCCUGUGCACGUGUGUUCCUGGAAGGGCUGGCCCAAGGCUUCCGGGCAUCCAACCUCCUUACCUCCUGGACGUCCCCAGGGCCGGCCCUGGCUGCUCAGGUCAAACUGCCAUGGGUGCUAUGCCCACAGCAGGCUGGUUCUGCCUUUCUGCACCCCCAUAGGAAUGGGUGGGCAGGGAGGGGUAACACCGGCAUCUAGCUCCUGGCUCAGUACUGUCCCCGGGAAAGGACCACUGUGAGUAUCUGUCUUGGAAAUGAUGAGGCUGACCAGGCCAGGCUGGGACGCAGGUGAGAUGGGGGUUUGGGUGGCAUCAGUGGGCCUUCUUGUGGCCCAGAGGAAGAGGCACCAUGAAAAAAUGCCUAAUUGAGGCUGUCACUUUGGAUGCAGUGGAUAGGGAUGGUCUGGUUUCAGCAGGGAUGACACUGGAGUGGGAUGUUAAGUGGGGAGAAGCCAGUUAUGGCGAGAAGCUGGGGAAGAGGUUGCCAGUCAGAAAGCACAGGAGGCCGGGCCCUGUGACCAACAAAAGCAUCAUCUUUUACAUAAGAGUUUAGGCAGGGUGUGGUGGCUUGCACCAGUAAUCCCAGCACUUUGGGAGGCCCAGGCAGGAGGAUCUCUUGAGCCCAGGAGCUUGAGACCAGCCUAGGCAGGAUGGGGCAACCUCUUCUCUUUAGAGAAUAAUAAUUUUAAAAAUUAGCCAGGCGUGAUGGCAAGUGUCUGUUGUCCCAGCUACUCCAGAGGCUGAGGUGGGAGGAUCGCUUGAGCCCAGGAGGUUAAGGCUGCAGUGAGCCAUGGUCAUCCCACUGCACUCCAUCCUGGGUGACAGAGCGAGACCCUGUCUCAAAAAUAAUAGCAAUCAUCAUCAGUAGCAGCAGCAGCAGCAGCAGCAUAGAGAGCCAGUGAUCCUGGAUCAGUGCACCUGGUUGCUGAGAGUUACCUGGCUGAAACAGGUGGUGGCAGCAGAAAAGCCUGACCUCUGAUUUCUUCCAUAAGUAGAGACGGGGUUUCAUCGUGUUAGCCAGGAUGGUCUCGAUCUCCUGACCUCGUGAUCCGCCCGCCUCAGCUUCCCAAAGUGCUGGGAUUACAGGCAUGAGCCACCGCGCCCGGCCCCCGACACCUAGUUUUAAAGGGCCCCUGCUGUUGCUGCCGCUGCCGCCGCUCCCAGCUGCCCAGUCUGGCGGGCUCAGUCCCGCGUUGCCAUGUGUGGGAGACCGCGUCCCGUAAGCGCUGGAUGUGGCUUCGCUGAUGCACAUUGGACCGGGCUCUGGACUGGGCUAGGGGAAGGGCAGGAGGGCGGAAUUGGGCCCGAGGGCCAGGCCUCGCCGACCCCCGACUGCGCCUCCCGGUGGCCCCGCAGCGCCUCCCGGUGGCCCUGGAGUGCAGGUCUUACCGUCCGAGAUCGCCCGCAACUGGGCGAGCUGUGCAUGGGGCGUGGCCAAGGCCGUGGUUUGGUUACGAUUGGCCAGCGGGACUUAAGUGUUGUCUCUGAAGAGCAUGGACAUUAGUCUGGAGGGUCCUGGAAGAGUGAUCCCCGCCCCACCAUCAAAUGGCGCUUAGGUCUAGGAAGCGGGUGUGGGUGGGGCCUUAGGGCGAGGCGCAGACACACCCCGAAGUGGUUGGAUUGUAUACCGCAAGGGGCUGGAUCGAACCCCCUAAAGACACUGGAAGGCUGUGUGGCUGAGGAGGGCCCGGCAGAUCCAGUGUGUCGUGGGCUUUACAGGAAAGAGCUCCACCUUCGCUGGAGUGUGCAGAUGCGAUCUAGGUGUGUCCACCCGAUGGGAGCUGCGGGCCGGGCAGAUGCUGCCCCAGUACAAAGCUGAUUUGGACCUGGGGCCUCUGGACUUCCCUGAUUCUCUGCUUGCAUCUCCAGCAAAGUCCUGUCCCAUUGGCUGCCUUCAUCCACUCUCUCGCCUCUCUGCCUUCAGAGUAAAAUUGCAAGAUCUGUGGUGCUUA